Entrophospora sp. SA101 is the source of this 1313-nucleotide messenger RNA. NCBI's taxonomy places the organism in Eukaryota, Fungi, Glomeromycota, Glomeromycetes, Entrophosporales, Entrophosporaceae. The record is from the annotation of a GenBank genome assembly.
AUGAGACCUUUGAGAAAUUCACAUCUUUGGGAUAAAAAUGUUGAUAAAGGAUUACAUAUUUGGCUUUCAGAAUAUUAUACAUGGCUUAUAACAUCAAAAUUGGGAGAUCUAGAAUCGAAAGCUAAAAACAAUCAUGGAACAUUUUAUGAUGUCCAAGCAUUGUUUUUAUUAGAUCAUCUUGGUAAAUAUGAUGAAGCUAAAGAGUUUGUUCUAAGAGCUUUGAUAAGUCGUAUAGAAAAUGGAAUUCUUCCAACUGGAGUACAACCUUUCGAAACUGAAAGACCUACAAGUUGGUUUUAUUCAAUUUUUAAUUUACAAGGUUUAUUCAUGCUUGCAGAAAGAGCCGACCAUUAUGGAAUAGAUGCGUGGAAUUAUGUUGGAUCUAGGGGUCAGAGUAUACAAAAAGCAGUAGACUAUCUAUUACCUUUUGCUUUGAAAGAUGGAGAAGGUUGGCCAUUCCCUAAUAUUAAAGGAUUUGAAAUGAACGAUUAUGUUAAAAUAUUAGAGUUAUCAUACAUAAUUUAUAAAGAUAAGAAAUACCUUGAAGCAAUAGAAGUCCUGAGACCAAAGGCUAAAGCUGAACAAGCAGCUGGUUUAAAACUUGCAAAAUGGGAAGAUAAUUAUUUAUGUGAUUUAGCAUUAUUAACAAAUAGAAAUCUUUGGACUUACACGAUACAUAUUCAACCAUAUAAUUUUCAUAGACCUAAAUUUGAUGCAUUAGGCGAUGAAAUUAAUAGAAUUUAUGCAAACAAGGUUGUUCAAGGAGUUGGAUUAUGUAUUUGUUUAUUUGAUAUAUUAAAUGCAAGUGAAGAGAUUGUUCAUUAUGGUGAUGGAGCAAGUUACGCUAGAGUUGUAUUUCGUCCAUUUAUUGGUGAAAUAAUUGAAGGAAAAGUUUCAAGUAAUACAUCGGAAGGUGUAAAAGUGAGCUUAGGAUAUUUUGAUGAUAUAUUAAUUCCGACAAAUCUAGAUGAUUUUUGGAGAUUUGAUUAUAAUUUUCAAGUCUGGGUGAGACUAUGGGAUAGUCAUAUACCAGAUAAUAUGUGGAAGACACCAGAGGAUAAAUAUUUAUACAUGUACAUGGAUAAAGAUCAACCAAUAAAAUUUCGUGUUAUUGAAGAAAAAUUCACUGAUACUGGAUCAAAAGGUCCACCGCCCAAAAGAACAGGAUCUAUAGCCGGACAACCGGUCCCAACACCAGCUCCUUCAUCAUUACCAUCAGAUGUUAUGAUAAAAAGAACUGAAAACGGUAACGAGUCGCCGCUUUUUUCACCGGCAUUAUCAGAAAAAGAUUUAUCUGAAUUUUUCUUACCUGG